CAUGGUUACAGUGACUCAUGUAUACACUGUCUCGUGUGCAGAGGUGUGAUGAUCAGACCAUACUGUGUGAAACCUGAACUCUCUUCUCUCCACAUGUAGUUUUUGCAGGGAAGAUCAGAGUGAGAGCAGUCUGGUAGAAGAUGUCUGCAGAAGGAAAUGAUGCGUCACUGGAUUAGUGCCUGCAGAUCUGUCCCAGCCUCUUCCUCCUCCUGAGCUGCUGAGACGCCUCCAGAAGGGCACGACACUCACUGCUCGCUUUCCCUCCACCAAGCCUUCCACAUGAGCCAACCAAGCCUUACCUCCCCACCAGGAUGAAGAAAGAAAAGGAAGCACAUGUUUUGCUAUUUUUCCUCAUGCUUCACUUCACCUUGGCAAGACAAUCAGACUAUGCUCCUUAUUUUUAUGAUAAUGGACCCAGCAGUACAAAUGGGAAUAUGGCCUUCUUGAGCAUCUCUGAGGACACACCAGUUGGAACACAGAUAUACACCCUGAACGGCACUGAUUCAGAGGGGGAUCCGGUACGAUAUGGUCUGAGUUUUGAAAAGGGCUCCAAAGAAUAUUUUAGGGUAGAGCCCAAAUCUGGAAACGUGACCCUAAUUCAGGAGCUUGACAGAGAGAAACAAGAUGAAAUCUCAGUGCUUGUGAGCAUAACGGAUGGUCGCAAUAAAGUUGUUGAGACAGUGAGAGUGUUUGUUACUGAUGCCAACGAUGAAACACCUGAAUUUCAAAACCUGCCUUUCAUCAUUGAUGUCCCAGAGGACACUGCUCCAGGAAGUAGCAUCUACAGAGUCCAAGCAGUGGAUAAAGACAUGGGCUCAGGAGCCAGUGUCUCAUAUUAUCUACAGACCUCCCCGUUUGCUAAGUUCACCAUCGAUGGGCACAGCGGAAUCCUUAGAGUCAAACCUGGUGAGACUCUAGACUAUGAGACCACAGCAACGCAUUUUGUGACAGUGGUUGCAAAGGAUGGAGGUGGAAUGUACAAGGGGAAGCAACAGGUGUUGACCUCCACAGCCACCAUAACCAUUCAUGUAAUUGAUGCCCAAGACGUGCCUCCAUCUUUCCUAGGAACCCCUUACUUUGGCUACAUCUAUGAAGUCUCAGUCCCUGGUUCUGAAAUAUUUACAGUCUAUGCUAAAGACGGAGACCAAGGCAGUCCAAACCCCAUACAUUAUUCCAUUAUGGAUGGUAGUGAUGGUGUUUUUGAUAUAAAUAGCACUAGUGGAUGCAUCACCCUGUCAACUUAUCCAUCUCUUCUGAAAAAUGAAUUAUAUGAAAUUAAAGUGAAGGCGUCUGAGGUAGGACCAAAUGAUAAGUUGUUGGACUAUGACGUUACCACGGUGACUGUCCGGGUGGUGGAUCUCAACAACCAUCCUCCGACAUUUUAUGGAGAAAACGGACCACAGAGCAAGUUUGAGGUCAGCAUGUAUGAGCAUCCUCCUGCAGGAGAGAUCCUCCGAGGCUUUAAGAUCACCGUCAAUGACUCUGAUCAAGGGGCAAAUGCUAAAUUUAAACUGAGACUAGUGGGGCCGAGCCGAGUGCUGCGAGUGGUUCCCCAGACAGUCCUCAAUGAGGCGCAGGUGACCAUCAUUGUGGAAGACGCAUCUGGCAUCGACUAUGAAAAGGGACCAACACUUUCUUUUAAGCUGCUGGCAGUGGAGAUCGACACUCCUGAGCGGUUCAGUGCAACAGCUGACAUAGUGAUCAACCUGCUGGACACAAACGACAACAUCCCCAAAUUCACAUCCGAGUAUUACAUUGCCAGGAUCCCAGAGAACUCUCCUGGAGGCUCCAGUAUUGUGUCUGUAACAGCAAAUGAUCCAGAUUCAGGCCCUUGGGGUGAAGUCAAAUACAUGAUUUAUGGAUCUGGAUCAGAUUUGUUUGCCAUCCACCCAUCAUCAGGCCUCAUCUCCACACAGCCCUGGACCAGCCUGGAUGCGGAGGUCAGGUCAAAGUACAACUUCUACAUCAAGGCUGAAGAUUCAGAGGGAAAGUACAGCGUGGCUGAAGUCUUUGUCACCGUCCUCGACAUGAACGACCACUGCCCAGAAUUUGAUGAAAAACUUCAGGAGAAGACCAUGAUCAUUGGGACACCUGUCAGAGUAGAGGCAGUGGAUGAAGAUGCAGAGUCACCAAACAACGUCAUCGAGUACUCCAUCAUGACAGCUGAUCCCGACAACGCAUUUGAUAUCAACGUCAACACUGGCGAGAUCAAGCUGAAGCCAUACAUCAAGUCCAUGGAGAUUGUGCAGAACAUCACCAAGCAGAAGGACUGCAAAUGGUCUCUGGUGGUCCAGGCCAGGGACCAAGGGUCUCCAUCCUUCAGCACAACAGCAGUGGUCAAUAUCGAUAUCACUGAGGCGACUCCUCUCAAGGGGCCUAUGGCAGCCUUUUUAAUGAAAAGUAGGGACAAUCCUAUGAAAGCUCUAGGUAUGGUCACUUUUAUCAUUAGCACGUUGGUAGGGCUGACUGUCUUGAUCUCUACGGCUAUGUACAUGCGCAACUCAAAGUCCAACAGGAUUAUGCCGACACGUCGCAUCAUUAAGAGACGACCAAGGGAUUGGCAGCCCAGGACCUUCAAGAUGCCCGUUAUCAAAUUUGGCAACCCUGCAGACAAGCUCCUCAUCAGUGACCCAGAGAGCAGCCCCCAAUGGGACACCAGCAGCCCCCGGCAGAAGCCUCCAACCCCCAGUGCUCCUUGUCUGCCGCCUGCUCCCCUGUCUUACACUCGACCAAGUGAGAGGCCCCACAUGGUCCCAACAAUAUCUGGUGCGCUGGCCUCCAAAGGCUCAAAGAAAGUUAAGUUUAGUCAUCGUAAAGAGGGAAAUAUCAGCUCUGCUUUAGUGUCAGAGCUUAAAAUGAAGCUGGAGCAGAAAAUCAUUGAAAGCAACCAAGGCUAUUAUUAACUCUGUCACACAAACAUCGUUUGCCUGGUCCAUUCUUUGACGACUCUAAGCUCUUAGCUCAUCUGAUGUCUGAGAGUUCUCACCUCAACUACCCUCAACUACGUGAUGAUCUGGCAGGUAAGGAGAGGAGAAAGCUUGUCGGUGAUCCAGUCAUAGAUAAUUCGCCACACUGCCAUCUUGAGGGGGAUUACAUCAUCUAACAGUAAGAAGCACUACUGCAAACUGCCCAGGGAGAGGAUUAGUAAGAGUUACUGUGUAUACAUACCUUCCUGAAAAGUGUAAUUUUACAGACCCUGAAAUGUGUUUGACACAGAAUUCAGAUUUCAGCCACUAAAUCCUGAAACAAAGCCCACUGGAGAAAGCAGUUGGAUGACACGGUCAUGACAAAAACACCUCUGCUGCUCCUGAAGUGCUAAAGGAUCUGUGUGUUAAUAUUUUUAACUGUGUUACAUCAGCCGCUUGAAAGCUGAGAAAUUGCUUUUGUACAAUUACAAUGUGCCACUGUAGGUUUUCAGAGUAACACAAGCUGAGUCAUUUUUAUUUAAUGUAUUGUAUAAUUCUAGGAAAUUGCUUUUAUAUUAACAUGGGCCAUUUUUAAAUGUACAGCACUGUAUUAAUUUUUAGUAUAUGUCAAGAUACGAACAUUUCUCAGUUGCAGCAGUAAAUAACAAUAUACAAAUGAAACCAUCUAACUCCACUAGUGAGAUUUUGUUGGUAAAACUUUGUUGUAUGCUUAAAAUUUUCAAGCCCAGAUUGCUUUGUAUAUAACCUGCUUGGACAUUUCCUUGAUAUUUAGAUAUAGAGUCUGUGUCAAACAUGUAGGGUUUACACACAAGUUACUUUCCAUGUUACUCUACAAUGCCUUCAACUGUAGGCAAAUAAAAUUAAGACAUUUAAUUGCUGUAACACACCUGACAAUAUCUUAACUUAUACCUUUAAUAAGUUGAGAUAACAAUAUACUGUAUCUUAACUAUAAAUUACAGUUGCCUGGUUCUUCAAAGUAACGUACGUAUUGUCUGUACUGUCUUGAUUUUGAAUAAAUAUUUGACA
Messenger RNA from Monopterus albus (swamp eel), 3953 nucleotides. RefSeq names its product cadherin-related family member 1. Lineage: Eukaryota; Metazoa; Chordata; Actinopteri; Synbranchiformes; Synbranchidae. The transcript is spliced from 19 exons. Bases 312 to 2903 code for a protein of 863 amino acids. The record is from RefSeq and is a predicted model, not a curated record. Gene Ontology annotation, cellular component: plasma membrane. Gene Ontology annotation, molecular function: calcium ion binding. Gene Ontology annotation, biological process: homophilic cell-cell adhesion.